Molecule: messenger RNA, 583 nt
Organism: Conger conger (European conger)
Lineage: Eukaryota; Metazoa; Chordata; Actinopteri; Anguilliformes; Congridae
Exons: 4
Coding region: 101-583 (160 amino acids)
Source: RefSeq, a predicted model, not a curated record
GUGGGGUGGCUAGCUGCGUCAGCAGCAGUUAUCUUCUGUUUACAACAACAGUGUAUAGAAGAGCAUCUCUGAAUGUACAGUGCAUCAAACCUGGAAGUGGAUGGACAGCCAGGUUCCAUUCCUGUCAGACAUGAAGGGCCACCCAACCCACUGGAUCUCCUGUGGUCACCCGUUUACUGAGCGAACGGUAUGGAACCCCAAGUUCUGCAUAGUUACUGACUGUCAGCUGCUUUUACUGGACAAAGAAGAGAUCCAUCCCCUGCUGGUGCAGGGCCGUCGUGCUGAGUCAUGUAAAGUGAGGCUGCUCCGUCGCACCAUCAGCGUUCCGGCCGAGAGCCAGUUCCCAGAAUACCAUGCGGAACUGUCCACGGAGAGCGAAACCCCAGGGUGCAGUACUGAUCCCCUCCACACGAGCCCGGCCGUCACUCGGGCCGAGCCGCACGGCAGCGGUGACGGGCUGACCGCUCCACCCCGGAGCCCGGCGUGGGUCCGCUGCAGCUCCACCCUGGAGGAGCGUAAAAAAAGGGGCGCUGUGCCUUUAAGAGCCCGGAGACGCGCGGAUGUGGAAAAGGCCCCUGCGUGA